GAGAGAGAGAGAGAGAGAGAGAGAGAGAGAGAGAGAGAGAGAGAGAGAAAGGCAGCGUGUCAGGGCUGCUGUAGCUCAGAAAUAAAGUCAGGCAACUAUCUGGAUCACUAUGACUCUUUUAACACUUGGACUGUAUCUGCCACUGUGGUUUUGUUAUGGCCUGGCUCAGUCCUCUUUUCUGGACACCUUUAUUCCAUUCCCUGCAGCUCUCAGAACCGAGGAGCAGCAGAGGAGAUUCAGCCCAUGCUGUUUACUGAGUCCGCCUCCACCCCCACUGUUUCCUCCACCCCCUGCACUUUGGCGCCGCGACACUCAUAAUGAAGACAUUCGUGGUGGUGAGUCAGAGCCGGGCAAUGAGGCCUGCGUCCGAGGCCCCCGCGGACCUGCUGGUCCCUCUGGCCCUCAGGGUCCACCUGGAUUACCUGCAAUAGAAGGGUCCAAGGGAGAAAAGGGAGAAAUCGGAAGACCUGGGCAAAAGGGUCGGACAGGUCCUCCUGGACUUCCUGGGAAACAGGGACCAGCUGGAUGGCUUGGACCAAGUGGGCCCAAAGGUGAGAAAGGUGACCACGGACUGAUGGGUCUGUCUGGAGCCAGAGGACCAAUUGGGCCACGGGGUUUACCUGGGUAUAAAGGGGAAAAGGGUUCUCGAGGUGAUCGUGGUGAAGGUGGAGUGAAAGGCGACAAGGGUGCGAUGGGUUUCCCAGGAAUGCUUGGACAGAAAGGUGAAAUGGGUCCAAAAGGAGAACCUGGGAUCUCAGGAAACAGAGGACCCACUGGCCGACCAGGGAAGAGAGGAAAGCAGGGAGGGAAAGGAGACACGGGCAGUGUUGGUCCUAUGGGACCUGCAGGCCCACAGGGAACUCCAGGCCACCCUGGUCCUCCUGGUUCACCUGCCACAGGACUGUACAUGGUUGGAACAAAGGGUGCACGUGGUUCACCAGGGUCUCCUGGAAAGUGUAGCUGCAGCCCUCUCAGUAAUUCUGCAUUUGAUGAUUAUCCUUCCAGAGGAAACUAUCUCAAAGUACCGGCGAUAUUCGUUGUAAGCAAUGAGGAAGAACUGCAGCGCCUGCACACAGAUAAUGCGCUUGCAUUCCGCAAAGACCAGAGAUCUCUCUAUUUCAAAGACAUUGAUGGCUGGCUGCCAAUCCAGACUUUUCCAUUCCAGUUGACGCCGUACCAGUCCAUGGAAAACGCACCUGAUGAUGAAGGUUACUGCGGUGACGGGAUUGUGCAGAUUUCCAGCGGGGAGGAGUGUGAUGACAGCAACAGAGUCGUCACUGACGGCUGCGUCAAGUGUAAACACGCUUACUGUGGAGACGGAUACCGCUAUGAGGGGGCUGAGGAGUGUGAUGGAAAGGACUUUGGAUACCAGACAUGUAAUUCAUAUCUUCCAGGGUCAUACGGUCACCUCAAGUGCACACCACACUGUGUUAUUGACUCCACAAACUGCAAGUACUUCACCUGAGGAGGAAGCUGGACAGUGCAGCGGGAUCCUCUGUGUGUUAUUUGGAAUAUUUUCAUGCAAAAAAAAGAUCAAUCAUGCUCCAAGGAAGAGACUCUGAAGGUAGAGGCAGCCAAUGGUUCUAUGAUGAAAGAAAAAAAAACUAAACAUAUAUUACAUAUAACUCGUCUGUAUUGCUGCUGAAAUGCCACGUAGCUCCCCGGAGUUAUAGUCGGUGAGCGGAGGUGAAAAACCUUCACCCACACUUAGGAAAUGCACAGGACAACUGCACUCAGUCUUAACAAGCAGGACUUAAGACUGGCCUCGUCACCAUGAAUCAGCCUCUGGAUGCAACAGUUGUGCGACAGCCAUGCCGAGACUUAAUUAAGUGCCAGUGGGAGAUGUUGCAGAGGAGCAGUAGCCUGUCCAGAGGAGUAUUAAUCUUGACCCAGUUACUGCUGAGAAAGAGAGGCAGUAGGACAUCCAGAGCCGUGGCCUCAGGUAUUCUACUGCAGCGUCAAUGACAUUGCACAGCAUUUGCAUGAGGCUGGGAUUACUGAGACCGUGACAGCAGCUGUCACUAUCCAAGCAUGUAACCCGUCACUUUACCUACUAUUGCCCACGACCAGGCCCGGACUGUGUAGUCUCAAUAUCACAUCAAGAAUUUCAGUUGUAAAAGGUAAAGCCAGGCAUAUAGUAAGAUCAAUAUGUACGGUUCGGGAUGGCGGUGCAUGAAUUAUGCCGACUUGGCUUCCUCAGCUUGUGGUGGUACCGUGCUUGACAGAGACAUUCAGUCUGGACAAGGUUUCAUAAAUCCCUCCAAAAACUUCUCAGGAACCAACAGGUAAUGUAGCUCCAAACAGCACCUUUCACAGGCACCAAACCCCCCCAAAUGCUCUCUUUGUAAAUUAAAUGGCAGUGACUGUACGCUGUAGCGCACAGGUUACUCAAGUGUCUUCCCUGUGCUUCAGUGAGAAAUGAAAUAUACUGUAAGUGAAGGCUUGAAACUGUUAAAUACGUUCUUAAUUUUCUCACUGCACAGGAAAGGCUGGGAUAGUCUGUAGCUGCUCAAGGGGGAGGAAUUUCACUUCCAGUCCGUCCUAUGGUCAUGUAUUUACUCUAAUACCUCUUUAUCUUUGUCUCUUCUGUCUUACAGUAUAUACAGCAACAGAGAAACGCAACAGUAAACUUAACAGUGUAGAUGUAGUCUGCUGUAUGUUUGGCACCAAUGGUGAAAAUGACUUGCCAAUAUAAGCUGACAUUUUCCAUAAGCUACUGUAUGAGUGGCAGUGCCAAGGGAGACCUGUUCUCAGCCAUACUUCGAUGUAGUCAGGUGUUAUAAAGUGAGAUAAAGACUGUUACUAUAUCGUCUCCGCAUGCUUGUGAUACCGUGCUAAUGAAUAUGAAACGCUUCCUCUUUGUUUUGUAAAUCCUCGCAUUCAUCAGCGUAGCAGGUGUCUUAAGAAAUGUCAGUCUUGCUCUGCCUAGAGUGUAGCUACUGUAUGUAUGACACACCUAAUAUGAUAGUGAUGAAUUGUGCCACGCACAAAGCUGAAAUACCUUUCGGAAGCUAUGUUGAAUGUUCUGUAUGUGGCCUGUGCUGCUGUGCUGUAUCCUGUAUUGUGUAUGCACAACAAUGCUGAAACAUAACAUGCAUGUGGUAACGUUCUGUAAAGGCUUUAUGAAAUAUUGUAUGCACUGUGACUGGGAUAGUGAAAGUUCAUUUUUGUUUUAUUACUCUGGUAUGAUUUAUACAGUAGUUGUGGAUAAUUAAAAAAAUAAAUAAAACAGGAAUUUAAAUCA
Molecule: messenger RNA, 3244 nt
Organism: Cottoperca gobio
Lineage: Eukaryota; Metazoa; Chordata; Actinopteri; Perciformes; Bovichtidae
Gene: colq
Product: collagen-like tail subunit (single strand of homotrimer) of asymmetric acetylcholinesterase
Exons: 17
Coding region: 110-1465 (451 amino acids)
Biological process (GO): extracellular matrix organization
Molecular function (GO): extracellular matrix structural constituent conferring tensile strength
Source: RefSeq, a predicted model, not a curated record